This is a messenger RNA of Topomyia yanbarensis, 1582 nucleotides long. Its product is annotated as 2-aminoethanethiol dioxygenase. The transcript has a single exon. Gene Ontology annotation, cellular component: mitochondrion. The record is from RefSeq and is a predicted model, not a curated record. Lineage: Eukaryota; Metazoa; Arthropoda; Insecta; Diptera; Culicidae. Bases 244 to 966 code for a protein of 240 amino acids. Gene Ontology annotation, molecular function: oxidoreductase activity, acting on single donors with incorporation of molecular oxygen, incorporation of two atoms of oxygen.
UAUCAUAAGCAUAAUAAUUAUUAUUACCUCAGUGGAAAGAAAAUAAAAAGCAAGAGAAAGUAAAAUUUUGCGUUUGGAUCAGUUUUUACCGGAACGCUCAGUGAUAAGAUUCAGUGUUGCAAACUAUUGAUAAAAUGUGCUGCUAAGGGCAGCUGUAAAUAAUAUUACGAGCAUCGUAGCAUAUGCAUGUUAUAAAUUGCCGUAUCAAAUCGUUUUGCUAGAAAGUAGAAAAAUAAUCGCGCAAUGACUACCCUAUUUGCACGGGUAUUUCGCCAGGCAAAAAUUACCUUUGAGCAGACAAAUGCUGAGCGAUUUUUGAGUAAUCUACAGAAUCUUCGGAUCAUGGUAGAACAGCUUACAAUGGCUGAUCUGAAUCUUGAUCCGGCAGUUGUGGCCCAUGAAACUUUCCAACAACCAACGAAGGCACCGUGUACUUUUAUUGAUAUCUUCGAAAAUAGCAGUUUUACGAUGUCUAUUUUUGUCCUGAGGGAAAACUAUACUAUGCCCCUGCACGAUCAUCCCCUAAUGCAUGGUCUUCUGCGAGUAGUGACCGGCUCCGUCAAGAUUCAAAGUUACACAGAGAUCGAUCGCCGAGAAAGCACUAGAGACGGCAACGAACUGCGGCAUGUGCUUGUCAAUGUGGAACAAGCGAAGGUAGUCGGCUCCGAUAAAGGUGAUUGUGCCAUGCUAACACCGACGGAACGUAACUUUCAUGAGAUAACAGCCGUUGGAGGACCAGCCGCUUUCUUUGACAUUCUCAGUCCACCGUACAAUGCGGAUAUACCGAUCUACGGAAGAAGGACUUGCUCAUUUUACCGGAAGCUGCUACUGCCUGGAGAUGGUGUCACCAACGAUGGCCGCAAACGAAUGGUAUUAGAGAGGAUUCCUACGCCGGACCAUUACUACUGUGAUACGGAAAAUUUCAAAAUGCCUGAAUUUAUGUUCGCCAGCGCUGCUAGUGAAUAGAAGUUUGACUCAACAUGCUGAAAAAUUAGGGCAUUAUCCAUUGCCGAGCAAAUGAUUAAAAUUGAAACAAGCUGUAGACUAAAUUAUUGUUUAAUAUACCUACUGAAGUUUUACUAACUAAUCGAUAUAAUUGCAUUUGUAUUAUAACUGACAUGAAGUAGGCGGAGCUCAUCCACCAACGCUAUGUCCACUUGCAUCUAGCUUCUUUCUACGGUUGUAUAUGAAGAAUAGUAAUUUAGCACUUGUUUUGAUGAUAUUUAAUACUAGUUUGGCAAAAAUCACUAUGUGAAGUAAUCACAGAAAAGGUCUAUGAAAGUUUGAACUGAUAAUUCUUUUUGUACGAUUUCUGAGUCAAGUAUUUCUAGUUUUGCUACCGUUCCCCUUGGGCCCUAUUUUCAUAGUCACGUCACUUAGUCACUAAAAGGAAAGUUUCAUCUAGCCACCAGGCGACGUGACUCUGAGAAUAGGACCCAUGAUGAAAGUACUAGAAAACUCCAAAGACAAAAAAACGGUUUUCUUCAGGUGAAUGAAGAUUUUUACAAGGUUUAUAUAGUUUAUUGCAACUUUCAAAAUUAUCAUGGCGAAAUAACAUAGUUGUACGUAGGGCUAAUUGACU